Molecule: messenger RNA, 4054 nt
Organism: Cydia strobilella
Lineage: Eukaryota; Metazoa; Arthropoda; Insecta; Lepidoptera; Tortricidae
Exons: 4
Coding region: 3024-3815 (263 amino acids)
Source: RefSeq, a predicted model, not a curated record
AUGGCCCAGCGUCGGCCAGUCUAAGGGACGCAUUUAUGCGUUAGAGGGAGCAAGUGAUAUUGCUAUCUCAAUCCACCGCAUAGCUGCGUCACUUAGACUGGCCUACGCUGGACCAUUGUGUAGAGGAGCCUUUAAAGUUCUUAUUUUGACAAAAAAAUAGGCCCCUUAAUAAAAAGACUUCCCGGGAACCGGGAAAUAAAAUUUGUAAAUUGGCAACACUCAACUGAUAGUAUCCUUUCCUAUCGUUAUUUUUUUCUCUCCAAUCUCUUCCGGAACAUAUUCAACGCUUGCGCCGCUUACCGUUUAUCUGUUUAUGGAUAUCACGAUUAUCACGAUAGUAGUUUAUUAUUAUUUGUGUGUGAUCUGCUGCUGUACGUGGCCACAGGGGACUCGAGUGCAUUACAAGAGAUAAUGGAAGAAACGAGCGUGUUACUUCAUUCGUGGGGCAUGCCACCCGAAGUGGUGAAAAGUUUUCUUGGUAAGUACCUAGUCAGUUAUUCAAGUAAUUAUAAAUUCAUUUACGAGUAGUAGUAAGUAAGUAUUAUUAUAAAUAAUUAUAUCUAAAUGUCACCCGAUCUGUUUGGACGAAAGUUUUAGGUUGUGCCUAUCAACUAUCAAUGGCGUGGGCGGCGUGGAUAUUUCCGUGGUAAAGCCUAAGCAAAGAUAGAUUACCUAUAUUUUUCUUUAAUCUUGUGUGUCUUGUUGUCCUAUUUUGUAAAUAUUGGACAAGCCGGCCCCCCUUUGGUAUAGUCUGACCCAUAUUUCCCAAUCUCGAGGUUCUCGUCCAAUCACCGAAGUUAGCAACGUCGGGCGAGGUCACUACUUGGAUGGGUGACCGUUUUCAUAGAUAAUGGUACGGAACCCUUUGUGUGCCGUGUGCUACCACUGGUGCCGUUACUUAAUGUUAUUUUGUAUUUUAGAUAAUGAUCUUUCAAUCGAAAAAUUUAAAGACUUGACUGAUGCAUAUCUCAAAGAACUGUGUCCUCAUAUUGGACAAAGAAUAACAUUAAAGACCCACAUCCACGAGUUGCUGGAUUCUUUUGCUGAAACAGAAACAACAGAUACUACUAUGGACAUGAAUAAGGAUGCUAAUUCUCCCAAGAGUAACUUAGGAUUAGACGACUCAAAUUUAAGUCUUUCAUUACUCAAUGACAUCACUAAUAUUUUUGAAGAUACAAAUAGACCCCCGCUGCCUGAGUUUGAUAUGCACACAUUGUUGCAAACAUCGGCCCAUGGCAAUAGCGUGCUUAAUUAUUAUAAGUCAUUCAAGAUACUCAAUGCAAAGAAGCGCAAUAUACUGGUGGACAUUAUCAUCAAACACAUAUAUACAUAUAUUGUCAACAAGUAAAUACAAAUUUUAAUUAGUUUGUAUGUAGUGCUUUGUAGAUCAUUAAUCGCCAAGUAGUCAAAACUUUUGGUUUACUUUAGAGCAAACAAAAGAUUUUUAUAUUUCAACCUAAACUGGUGAAUAUUAUCAUCAAACACAUCAUUAUUUUAGUAGUUUUAAGUGGUUAUUUAUUUUAUUUUUACUGUAUUUCUUCUUGUCUUUUAAAUUUAUUGUAUUUGUAUUGUAAAAUUAUGUAAUGGGUCUAUUGCCAGAAUAAAUAAACAUUCAUUCAUUCAUUAUAAUAUUAUAAAUGCGAAAGUGUGUCUGUCUGUCUAUCUUUUAUCAUAGUGAAAUUUAUUAUAGAGAUAGUUUAGUAUAUUAAACCUAUAGUAUAUUAAAAUGGUUUAGUAAAAGUAAAUUUCUCACAGAGCCCCUACAGAAGCUAGGGCUCCGCGGAGCACAUUUUGAGAAUGCCUAGUAUAUUAUAUACAUAAAUUGACAACAAGUAAAAAUAUAAAUUUUAAUUAGAAUGUAUGUAGUGCUUUGUAGAUUAUUAAAGGCUUAGUUAGUAGUCAAGUCUUAGUUUAGAGCAAACAAUUCUUUUUAAUAUUUAAACCUCUGAUGCCCAAACCGAUGCCUCUUUCUAACAAUCUUUCCUGGGUUAUUUGGCAUAUUACGAUUUUUGGCCCAUCUUUGUAAAAAAAACACAUUUUACUUUAACUGGAUGGCAUAUAGCCGGAGAGCUGGCUACUAGGGCGGGUCAUUUUUACUUUUUAUUUUAUUUUAUAAAAAGUAAAAAUGCCAAGACGAGACAAAGGGCAAAAGGCAGUGCAUUUUAAUAUAUUUCCAGAAGUUUCUGUUGGGAGGAAGUAGUGCCAAAUGGCUCACCUCCUGUAUUGGAUUCUGAAAUAAUAUGCAAUGUUUUUUGUUACAAUGGGAAAAUAUAGGCCGUCCUAUAUAAAUAAGACUUUUUCCAAACUUAUUUUUUUUUGUCUGUUAUUCUGACCUCCACCCAUUAAAAGCUUCCAGGUUUCCGAAUCUAGUAUUAAGGACAGUAUAGUAAUCUAACUAUACGGGUUUGGUUGCUCUCAUUGUUAUGUCAUUUCUGACGUAGCCAGCUCUUAGUCUAAAAUAGUAUAAGAGAUAAGUUCCCCUUUGUGCAUGUUAAAUCAGUACAAAAUACAUAUUUAUUUAAUAAUAAUAUUAUUAUGUUACCUUUGUUUGUUUUGCCAUUAUUAACUGUGUUUUACUUAAACAUAUAAAAAUGUUGCUUUCAGCAAAUUGAAACCCGAGGACUACAAUAUACUCGGUGCCAAAAUAAUAUCACUUUUUCCAUGUGAGACUCUAGAAACUUACUACGUGAAAGCCAUCCCCACUUGUAAGUCGCUUACAGGAAAAUACGUUCCUGCAAAAGGAAAGCUAGUUGAUAAAGUACGAAACCUUUUGUUCAUUUCUGGAGAAAAACGAAGGAGUUCUGCUACUAAAAUUGACACAUUAACUGCGAGUGGAGAAGAAUUAAUUGAAACUGAAUGUUUAGGUUUGUGAUAAAUUCUUAUUCAAUAUAUUCUACUUAGGUAUCUCUCGGGAGACUCCAAUUUAUUAUUUUAUUACUUACAUUAGUUAAGAAAAAAAAAAAUGCAAUGACUACAAUAUUUUGUAUUAUUUGUAUUGUAAGUAUGACAGGUUGAUUUAUAAAAUGUGGUGUUUGUUUUCAGAUGACGAUGACGUUUUAUGGUUGAAUAAUAAUAACGAGCCUUGGGAAGAUGUCAUUAGCAAAUGGAAGAAAACAUUCAGACUGAGAAGGAGGCACACCAAUUCAUCUACAGUCCAUGAUUUUCUUGAAAAUUGGAGCAUUUUAAAAAGUGAUAGAGGACAUGUCCUGAUUAAUUCCGAUUUUGAAGAACUGUUCAAAGAAAAGUCGUUGAAUUUCCAUAAGAAUUGGCAUGACUUUUUUCAGAAGCUUCUUAUAGCAAAGAAGGGCCAAAUAAAUAAUAAAAAUGCACUCUCUCUAAUCGAAACAUUGAGUGCCAUAACAGAUGAAGAUAAAAGGAUUCCGGUACAAAUAAGCUUAUUGGCGUACUUAAUCCCUCCAAAAGGCAGACUUUCAAGAACUGUCAAAUACUCAUCGACGGAAGCAACUGAAGGCAUCAUCGUACAAACAGACACCGCCGGAGAUAUCGACAAGAAGAUACAAGAACAGAAAUCUAAGAACUUGGCGCGGAAACUGUCAGUGCAGCCGUACGUCUUACUACAGGGCAGCUUACAUAAUUUCACCUGUUUGUACAUGGUCAUUGAUGACAUAAAGUAUGUAUUCGAUUGCGCAAGCAAAGCAUUUGACCUACUAUUUAAAAUGUAUCAUGUAUUUCAUGUGCGAUACCCAAAUGCUUCUGAAUAUUUAUAUUUAACAAUACAAAGGAAAGUUUACGGAAUAGUAACCAAGUAUGAUAGGGUUCCUCCACAUGUUGUAGAAAUUUUAAACAUGAAAUAGCAGGUCUGCUUUAAAAUAUUUCUUCUUUAAAAUUGAUAUAUUAUAUAAGCAAGCACAUUGUAUUGCUGAGAAUCGUGCAAACCUGUCAUUAUGUUGUGUCCUAAAUGUAAGCUAGACAUCCAAAACUUCAAAAGGUAUAUUUUACACUUGGAAUUAAUUCAUAGCAUCACGAAUUAUUUUGUUUGUCCUAUAGAAAAUUGUAACCGGACUUAUGAUACAAAAUAUAAUCUGAAAGAUCA